AUGGACAUCCCUGCCGUUCAACAAGCCUGGCAAGUCGUCGCGCGCGGCACCCCGCGCAAGGCACUCGUGCACGUCCACGAUCUCCUCGUUCCCAGUGAACUGAAUCAGGGCGACGUCCUUGUCAAAGUCCAAGCCGCCGCCGUCAACCCCGUAGGGUACAACAUUAUGCGCCUGGUUCCCAAUCUUUUCGCGGGGAGGCCAGCCGUGGCUGAGUACGACUUUUCGGGCAUCGUCAUGGGUGCGAACGGGUCGCACUGGUCAAACGGAGACGCCGUCUAUGGGAUGAUACGUCCUUUCGACGCAUUCAGAUCUCGCCAAGGCGCUCUUUCCCAAUACACCAUCGCCGACUCGUCUCUGCUCUCCCCACGCCCAUAUCUGCCUACCACGACCCCCACAAAAGCUGCCGGCAUCGCCGCCGUCGCGGUCACGGCCUACGAAUGCCUCUUCGACGUCGCAUGCUUCGAGCCCGGCCAGGCUCUCUUUGUUAACGGCGGCAGCACCGCCGUCGGCGCGUACGCAAUUCAGUUUGCGAAGGCCGUCGGCGCGCGACGCGUCGUCGCGAGCGCUUCUGGGAAGAACAGGGACUACGUGCUCGGGGCCUCGGGCUCGGCGCGGUUCAUAGACUACACAGCGACCGAUAUCGCCACAGCGCUUGCCGCGAACCCGCCUGCGGGGCGCCUCAACGUCGUCUUCGACGCCGCCGGUCUCACAGACAGCUCGCUCUACGCCAAGAGUCCCGCGUAUCUUGCGCCUGGCGGCACGUUCGUCACGGUCGGCCCGCAGCCGACGUCCUGGCGGGAUGUCCCGAGGCUGUGCAUGCUCAUGUUCCACCUUGUGCGUCCAGUGUGGCUAGGAGGUGUAGAUCGAAAGUGGAAGACGACAUCAGCGGACCCGAAGAAAGAAACUAUGGAGGCCAUACAUCCUUUCAUUGCAGAAGGCAGAGUCAUCCCGCCCGUAGACUCUGUGUAUGCAUUCGACGACGUAUUCACCGCCUACGACCGCUUGAUGUCGAGGCGUGCGACGGGCAAGGUCGUGGUCAAGGUAGAUCCCACUGUCGACUAA
Messenger RNA from Heterobasidion irregulare TC 32-1, 1062 nucleotides. RefSeq names its product quinone oxidoreductase 7 (gene qor7). Gene Ontology annotation, cellular component: mitochondrion. The transcript has 6 exons. The record is from RefSeq and is a predicted model, not a curated record. Lineage: Eukaryota; Fungi; Basidiomycota; Agaricomycetes; Russulales; Bondarzewiaceae. The coding region runs from base 1 to 1062 and encodes 353 amino acids. Gene Ontology annotation, molecular function: oxidoreductase activity.